AUCAUAUCUGACACUGCGGCGUGAUCCUGAACKCAGCAAAUAGCAUCCAACAUGGCGGCAGAGCCGAAGACUUUGAUGCAAAGCCAGCAGCAGAGCUGGACAGAUGACCUGCCUCUGUGUGAGAUGUGUGGCGUGGGAGUGGCGCCCAACUGUGUGUACAGCCAAGAUGGUAAAGGAACCCAGAGCCACCCCAUGGAGGACAGGCAUCUCAGGCUGAGAGGCGAGAACUGUUUCCUCUAUGGCGUUUUUAACGGCUAUGACGGCAGCAGGGUGGCGGACUUUGCAGCCCAGUGUCUGACCGCUGAACUCCUACUCGGGGAGAUCAACUCAAGUCACACAGACGGUGACGUCCGCCGGAUCCUCAUUCAGGCCUUUGAGGCGGUGGAGGAGAGUUACUUUAAUACAAUAGGUGAUGCUUUGGCUAAAAAGGCUCACCUGUCCAACUACCUCCUGCCACACAAUGAGAAGGUCCAGGAGCGCCUGAAGGAGCUGGAGCAGGAGKUGUCAGGAGGCGCUACGGCUGUGGUGGCUCUGAUUCUCAACAAUAAGCUUUACAUUGCCAAUGUUGGUACAAACCGGGUUCUGCUGUGCAAGUCCAGCAGCGACGGUCAGAACCAGGUCCUCCAGAUCGGGCGGCCACACAGCACCGACAACGAAGACGAGCUACAACGACUGGCUGCAAUGGGUGUGGACGUGGCUCGAAUACGGCAAGCAGGACAGAUCGCUGGACAGAGCAGCACCAGGCGGCUGGGAGACAGCAGAGUGAAGAUCAACUACUCUGAGAUAGAUCUGCUCAGUGCGGCCAAAGCGAAGCCCAUCAUCUCUGAGCCGGAGAUCCAUGGCAGCCACCCUUUGGACGGUGUAACAGGAUUCCUGCUGCUGAUGUCAGAGGGUCUAAUAAACGCCCUUGAGUCCGCCCACGGUCCAGAACARGUCAACCAGGAAAUUGUAGCCAUGGUAGCGGCCGAGCUGGCCCAGCAGACCAGUUUGGAGGCGGUGGCUCAGUCCGUGGUGGAGCGGGUCAAGAGGCUUCACCACGACGUCUUCGUGUCCGGCCGUCAGAGAGCGGCCUUCUGCUCUCGGCACGAGGACAUGACCCUGCUCAUUCGCACGAUCAAUURCCCGCUGGCGGACGCCGCGCUCACGCCCACACAAGGUAGCGGGCGAAUCUAUCCAGUUUCGGUACCGUACUCCAACAGCCAGAGCACCAGUAAAACCAGCGUGACCCUCUCACUGGUAAUGCCGUCUCAAAGCACCCUGACCAACGGGACUAACACCGCCUCCACCCUGGAGGAAGGCACCCCCACACCGGGCAGCCAGAGCCCUACAGCCACCCUGCAGUCCACCAACACCCAAACACAGAGCUCCAGCUCCAGCUCAGGGGAUGGAAGCCUGUUUCGUCAGAGAGGGAGCCAAGCAGUGCAGCCCGACGAGACCGGCAGGGUCCCGCCCUACGUGGACUUUAGUCAGUUCUACCGACUUUGGGGAGGGGACAACAGCGACAGCCAAAGCACACAGGGAGGCCUUGGACCCCAGUAAGAAGGAAAGUCUGAAGGAGGGGCAUGAACUACAAGGAGAAAUGUUGUUUUUGUUUUGUUUUUUUGUUUUUUUAAUCAAACUUGUGGAAUUAUGAACAAUAUGUACUGCAAAAGAGACUUUGUGAGCAUGAGUUGGAAGGGACCGGGGCUUUCUAUUAUUUCUGCAAUGAAAACUGUGAGGAAGUGGCGUCACACCACACCCCAAUCAAUUAAUGUUUGCUUCUCUUUGAAACAUAAACAAUCACAACUUGGUUACAGUAAUCCAGAUUGGUGAAGUUCCUGUUGAAGGGAACUCCAGGACCUGGACAAGGAUGUUUUAUUCAAGGCCUUAAACUGUAACUAAUGAAUGAAUGAAAGCAUCUGAAAGUACAUUUUUAUUUGCUGUCCAAAUAUAUAUAUAUAUUCUAUCUCCAGAUAAUUUAAGGACUUGUCUAAUUUUUUUUUCUAUGCACAUUUUUAUCAUCAUUAUAUUCCAUUUAUUUUGACUUGUAGUGGGACUCGAUUCAAAUUUUUAAUCGAGUUCAUCCAAAACUGUAUGUCGACAAAAACAAGCAACAUUUUCAAUUCAAAACCCUUUUUGCUGCUAAAUUACCACUAUUGUCACUAACUCAUUUUAACACAAGUUGAACACAACGAUGGACUUCUCCAGCGUCCCGUCAGAUUAUUUUUGUGAAGCAAAAAUGUGGGUUUUUUUGGGCCAAGAUGAGCAGUUUUGAUGUCCACUGCUUAUGUCUGUCACUUGUGUCACUUGUGUGUUAGAUUUACAGGCAUCCCGGAAACACACCAGUACAAAGGUUCCAGCCAGAACCUUUGUAUGUUAAAGAAAAACUAAUUAAUAAAUUAACCUGUUAAACUAUUUUUAACGAAUCAAAAUCUAUGCAAUUCAUCGAAAUGAACACAUAAAAGUUCCAGCCACAAUUCUGACACUUCAUGGACGCUAAAAAAUGCCUCCAAAUAUCAGUUAUUUCAAACACUGUCAUAGAUUAUGAUAAAUGUAUCUGUAGGGAUUCAAUUUUGCAAGCGUAUUAAAUAAAAUAAAAAAUUCAGUGAUCAUCUUCAGUCACUGUAGCAUUUAUUUAUAUAGGUAACUUGCAUCGCAAAUCCACCUCAGACCAAUCUCACAGAUUUUUGAUAAAUAUGUCUGGCAUGAUGUGCUCCUUUGCACAAUGUUAAAGUAAUUUUAUUGUUUCUAUAAAUGCAUUUGGCAACACCUUAUUAGAAUAAGGCAUUUUACUUUGCAUGUAAAGAAAAGGUUACGUACUUUCAUAUUAUAAGCAGUACCUUAAAUCGUGUAAUGCAGCGGCGGCUCUUUUUUUCUCUCUGGAGCUCUACCCAAAGCCUUGUGGUCAGACCUCUUGAGAGGCUCGCCGUUUCUUUUUAUAGAAUACUUCAUCAGACUUCYUGCUCUCAACACCUUCGUACACUUAAAUAUGACAAGUUAAAAAAAAAAAA
Messenger RNA from Poecilia reticulata (guppy), 2990 nucleotides. RefSeq names its product TGF-beta activated kinase 1/MAP3K7 binding protein 1 (gene tab1). Gene Ontology annotation, cellular component: membrane; cytosol. Lineage: Eukaryota; Metazoa; Chordata; Actinopteri; Cyprinodontiformes; Poeciliidae. Gene Ontology annotation, molecular function: protein serine/threonine phosphatase activity; beta-1,4-mannosylglycoprotein 4-beta-N-acetylglucosaminyltransferase activity. Gene Ontology annotation, biological process: N-acetylglucosamine metabolic process; protein dephosphorylation. The record is from RefSeq and is a predicted model, not a curated record.